Messenger RNA from Quercus robur (English oak), 1815 nucleotides. RefSeq names its product aspartic proteinase Asp1-like. The record is from RefSeq and is a predicted model, not a curated record. Gene Ontology annotation, molecular function: aspartic-type endopeptidase activity. Bases 416 to 1627 code for a protein of 403 amino acids. The transcript has 10 exons. Gene Ontology annotation, biological process: proteolysis. Lineage: Eukaryota; Viridiplantae; Streptophyta; Magnoliopsida; Fagales; Fagaceae.
GUUCAUUGAACGCGUUCCUUGGAUUAAUGUUUAAUGUUAUUUCCCUUCUAACAAAAAAAAUUGAAAAAAUAAAAAACAAAAAAAGCCAAACCCUUUGGGCUGUUCUAUAGGUUCGAAAAAAAAGCAAGUGGUUUUGGAUUCUGACAAACCAAACAACAUUGUCCCAUGUCGAGCAGAUAGUAAGCCAAACUUCAGUUUAUAUCACACACCGACAUACGCCAGCACAAGAGAGCACGACCUUACUUGAGCAGGACCUGUUCUAUAGGAACUGAAAGAGCUGGCCUGACCUUGGGUCAGUUGCAAGAAAGUUACUUGAACCAACAAGGAUUGAAGUGUCAGAAGAGAAAAGACCAGCAUUUGGCAGCUAAUGGUUUUUCUGCUGAAGUAGAGGCUUUGAGAGGAUGGCUGGACAGUAAUGCUUCAUCAGAGGCAGAAUAAGAGGAUGUCUAUGCUGCCAGUAUUAGCGCAAGUGACAUUACUGAUGCUUAACCGAGUUGGGUCCUCAAUUUUGUUUCCUCUUCAUGGGAACGUGUAUCCUAUGGGGUUCUAUAGUGUUACCCUCAACAUAGGCCAGCCAUCAAAGCCUUACUUUCUUGACCCUGACACUGGUAGUGACCUCACAUGGCUCCAGUGUGACGCUCCCUGUGUCCAAUGCACUGAGACACCUCAUCCACUUUACAGGCCCAGCAAAAACCUGGUACCUUGUAAGGACCCUCUUUGUAAAUCCUUGCACCUGCACGGACACAAAUGUGAAACACCAGAGCAAUGUGAAUAUGAGGUUCAGUAUGCAGAUGGUGGUUCAUCUUUUGGUGUUCUUGUCAAGGAUGCUUUUUCCUUCAACUUUAUAAAUGGAGAACAAUUGAAACCUCGUCUAGCCCUUGGAUGUGGAUAUGAUCAAAGUCCUGGUCCCUUUCCUCAUCCCUUUGACGGAGUACUUGGCCUUGGCAAAGGAAAGUCCAGCAUUGUAUCACAGCUUAGUAAGCAAGGUUUGGUGCAAAAUGUCAUUGGCCAUUGUUUAAGUCUCCAAGGUGGAGGAUAUCUCUUUUUUGGGGAUGAUCUUUAUGAUUCUUCACGUGUUCUGUGGACAUCAAUGUCUCGUGAUCAUCCUGAACAUUAUUCACCCGGGUUUGCGGAACUCAUAUUUGGAGGGAAGACUACUGGAAUUAAAAACUUACUCACAGUUUUUGACAGUGGAAGCUCCUACACCUACCUAAAUUCUCCUGCUUAUCAAGCUUUAAUUUCUUUGGUGAAGAAGGAAUUAACUGGAAAGCCCUUAAGAGAAGCAUUGGAUGACAAGACUCUCCCACUCUGUUGGAAAGGUCAAAGACCAUUCAAAAGCCUACAAGAUGUCAGGAAAUACUUCAAGCCCCUAGCAUUGAGGUUCACCAAUGGUGGGAAGGGUAAAUCUCAGUUUGAACUGCCCCCUGAAGCUUAUUUAAUAAUAUCACGCAACGGAAAUGUUUGCUUGGGAAUUCUGGAUGGAACGGAAGCAGGGCAGGAUGUGAACAUCAUUGGAGACAUAUCAAUGCAAGAUAAGGUGGUGAUCUACAACAACGAAAAACAGUUAAUUGGAUGGAUGCCUGCAAACUGCAAUCGGCUUCCAAAGUCUAAAACUACUAGCUUUUGAAGAUAAUGUCAACUUCUCAUCCAUGUCAAUCCGUCUUUGUUAUUAUCAAAGAGCUCCUUAGCUACGAUAUAUAGAAGAAUAGUCAUUGUAUCCUCUCUGUAUAUUACACUCGUAAAUAUGCCUAAGCAGUGUGCUUUGUAUUCCUAUUUGAUAUGUAUAUGGUAGAAACUGUAAAAGGUUUAUACUUC